GGCGGGCGGGCGGUGGGAGCCGCUCCGCUCCGCUCCGUUCCGCUCCGAGCCGAUCCCCCUGCCCUCGCCAUGCCCAGAGCCUUCCUGGUGAAGCGCCGGAGCCCGCAGCCGGCGGUGCGCAGUUGGGAUGGGCUGCCCGACGAGGAGAGAGCCGACACCUACAUCCCAGGCGGGAUCGGCUGCGUGCUGCUGGGCUACGAGGACAGCUGCAGCCUGGAGAGCAGCGGGAGCAGCGGCACCAGGGACGCGGAGCCCAGCGAUCCCCCGACACCACAGCCCGUCCCUGGCGACCUGGGCACGGCCGGGGGGAUGCUGCUGGACUUGGCCGUCAAGCGCCCCGUGGCCAGGUCGAAAAUCAAGUUCACCACUGGCACCUGUAAUGAUGCUAUGGUGCAUAGCUGCGAGCUGUGUGGCAAAGGCUUUCGCCUGCAACGGAUGCUCAACCGUCACAUCAAGUGUCACAGCCAGGUGAAGAGGCACUUGUGCACCUUCUGUGGGAAAGGCUUCAAUGACACCUUCGAUCUGAAAAGACAUGUCCGGACCCACACUGGGAUUCGUCCUUACAAGUGUGAGGUUUGCAACAAAGCCUUCACCCAACGCUGCUCCCUGGAGUCCCACCUGAAGAAGAUCCACGGUGUGCAGCAGCAAUACGCCUACAAACAGAGGCGAGAUAAACUUUAUGUGUGUGAAGACUGCGGCUACACGGGCCCCACGCAGGAGGACCUGUACCUGCACGUUAGCAACGUGCAUCCUGGAAGUGCCUUUCUGAAAAAGACCUCAAAAAAACUGGCGGCUGUGUUGCAAAACAAACUGAGCCCAGUCUUGCAGAGGAACUCCAAAGAUGAUGACAAAGAUGAGUGACACAAUGGAUUACAGUGGUCUAAAAGAACGAAGUUUACAUGUAGGACUAUAUAUAUAUAUAUUAUUUUUUUAAAACAAUUUGGAAAGGAAUCCCUGAGAUGAAAGGGAUGCUUUUGCUAACUGGGCUGUCUUGAUGUUGGUAGAACCUCAACUUGAAAGAAAUACUCCCUUAUACGAUGUGAGCAUCGGACGUUUUUAUCUGGCCAAAGGAAAUGGAAAGCUUGGAAGAGGCUGUCACCCCUUGGAUGGAGUAUUUUCUGAACUGAACCAGGCAACCUGUCUUCUGUUUUGACUCUACCACACAUCCAAGAGGUCACUGACAAAUAAUUUGCCUUUCCCCAGUGUAUUUUGUAAAAAUAAUAACCAUUACCUCCUGUGCAAAUGACUUCUGAGUUUUGAGUGAAAAGUGCCCUGUAAGUGCAGCUACUCAUGCAUUGUUCUAUGCAAAGUUAAUUAAAAUGGUCUUAAAGAGUGCAUGGUAUUGGUAAAUAGUUAAAAUUUGCAAAUAACCAUAACCCUGCCCUGUGCAGAACACUAAUGAUUUAUGGAAGGGUGAUUCAAGGUAAGCUGAAACUUCUAAAGGAUGCAGAGCUUUUUCCUCCCAAACAUUCUCCACUGGCAUAUUACAUUAUCCCAGGGCAGACUUACAGUCAUGCUUUAGGUACUUGAAGCUGUGAACUUACUUUUAUCAUGUUUAGAUUUAAGUGUAACCAUUACUCUGAUGUUCCUGGACUUCUCAUGCUCACUUUGGGGGGUAUUCCCAUAUUCUUUUAACAUACAUCAGUAUCACCCAGAAACCCAAAGAGAACACUUUAAUGACUUGAAGAUUUGUAUUUUCUGUUGUGAUGAAAUCAGUUUUGCAUGUAUUUUAUGGUGUAUAUGUG
Molecule: messenger RNA, 1745 nt
Organism: Melopsittacus undulatus (budgerigar)
Lineage: Eukaryota; Metazoa; Chordata; Aves; Psittaciformes; Psittaculidae
Gene: OVOL2
Product: ovo like zinc finger 2
Exons: 4
Coding region: 70-861 (263 amino acids)
Biological process (GO): epidermal cell differentiation; regulation of transcription by RNA polymerase II
Cellular component (GO): nucleus
Molecular function (GO): DNA-binding transcription factor activity, RNA polymerase II-specific; RNA polymerase II cis-regulatory region sequence-specific DNA binding
Source: RefSeq, a predicted model, not a curated record